AUGUUCAAGGUAUUUUUCGUCGAUAUUAGUAGUGGAAUUGUUCCACAGGAAGACAAGUAUGCUUUAUUCAUCCAAAUGAGUACCAAGUUCAUCAAAACAAGAUUAGGAAUACGAGGUUGGAGACAGAUCAUGGUCGAAUUUGUUAAAAAGAACGUCUCUACUACUAGUAUGUUAAGUUGCUCAUUCAUCCAUAGGUUUUUAGAGAUGCAAGCAGGACAUGGAUCAACAGUAGCCUUAAAUAGUUAA
Molecule: messenger RNA, 246 nt
Organism: Debaryomyces hansenii CBS767
Lineage: Eukaryota; Fungi; Ascomycota; Pichiomycetes; Serinales; Debaryomycetaceae
Product: DEHA2C00242p
Exons: 1
Coding region: 1-246 (81 amino acids)
Source: RefSeq, a predicted model, not a curated record